Alternaria infectoria is the source of this 2520-nucleotide messenger RNA. RefSeq lists its product as uncharacterized. Gene Ontology annotation, molecular function: DNA binding. Lineage: Eukaryota; Fungi; Ascomycota; Dothideomycetes; Pleosporales; Pleosporaceae. Gene Ontology annotation, biological process: regulation of DNA-templated transcription. Bases 1 to 2520 code for a protein of 839 amino acids. The transcript has 6 exons. The record is from RefSeq and is a predicted model, not a curated record.
AUGGCGACGCCUAGUGCCGCCUUUGAUAUUGCAGACUUUGUCGAUUUCGGAGAAACAGGCAUGCCCGACGUGUCACAAGAAGCUUCUUUCGGCGUGUCUGAGACGGCACUACCCCAGAACUCUUUACUGGAUGAACCUGGAGAGCUGGAGAACUCCGACAGUAUCCAACCCGCAAGUGCAGAGUUCAAUACGAACUUCAGCAGCUGGCUUCCGACUUAUCAAAAGGCUGUUCAGCCUUGCGAGUACUGUCGAUCAAAAUCUCUCGAAUGCUUUAUCUUCAACGCCGAUGGCUCCAAGCGAUCCGGAUGUUCGCCAUGCAACGCUUUGUUUCGACCAUGCAGCUUCAGCAACCCUGAGCGGAUGCCAGGUAUGCGCCAGAGGACUGCGCUGGAUACCUUAGACGUCGUGGCAGAGAACGACAUUCGACAUGUCGGUGGUCUCACUGGUAAGAAGCAGAUGCGAUCGCUAGGUCACCUGGGUCCGAUCGAAGAUGGAAAAGAGGAUGACGAAGGUCCCAAGAAGGGUGCCGCAGCUGCUCGCUUUCCACGAGCGGCUGUGAAAGUGCUCAAAGACUGGAUGCUCAUGCAUAUCGAUCAUCCAUACCCGACCGACGAGGAGAAAGAGACGCUGAAGCAAGAGACUGGCCUAUCGGUCGGUCAAAUCUCGAACUGGAUGGCGAACACAAGGCGAAGGCAGAAGGCUCGACCCAAGCGAAGCGCUUCGCCAAGUCUCCGACCAUCAACAGGAGCUAUCAACAUCCCAGCAGGCAAGACCUGGGAAAGCAUGAGUACGUAUUCCGAGUCUGGUUUCACAAGAUCGCACAAAACUCUGGCUUCGUCAUCCACCGGAAAGUUCCUCACUUUCCGGUCCAAAUAUGAUUGGUCACGGCACGAGAAGAGUCUUCAUUUAUCACUGGAGAAGUGGCUAUGUGCACCUCUGGGUGAGAUUGUCGCCGACAAAGCUACCGGAAAGCCCCGAUGCGUAUACUGCGAUGAGCUAGACCCCAGCAAAGAGCAUUUGGCCACGCACAACCACUCCGCCUGUUACGAGAAGGGCCCAGAGUCCCGCACCUUUUACCGGAAAGACCAUCUUCGACAACACCUACGACUCAUGCACGGUUGCAAGAUGACCUCCAGUAUGGACACAUGGAAGUCAGAAGCCCAAUACAUCAAAUCUCGUUGCGGCUUUUGCGGGAUGAACUUUGACAAGUGGCAAGACCGCCUCGACCAUUUGGCGAAAGAGUUCCGCAACGGCGCACACAUGAAGAACUGGAAGGGAUGCAGGGGCUUAGACCCCCAUGUCGCUAUCCACGUCACGAACGCGAUGCCACCUUAUCUCAUCGCCAACGAAAGCAAAUCGCCAUUCCCAUUCUCAGCAUCCAACACUGCGAGCCUCAAGCAGCUUAAUCUAUCCGUCGACAGCAAGGACCUUGAAUACCUUUUACCCAACGUUGAUGAUAUCGACUACACGAACAACGUGUCUGCGGCAUACCAACCUGGCAGCGAUCCCUCUACUAUCGGACCCAUCGUCCUGACGACACCGAAAGACUAUUCUCCUUCCAAGUCCCUCGUUGACAACCCAAACGCAACCUGCUGGGAGAUCCUCACACUGCAGCUGGGCCGCUUCGCACGAGAGCACAUCGCAAAGCAUGGCUCCGCAAACUUGACCGACGAGGUGUUGCAAGCAGAGUCACGUCGUAUCCUCUACGAUGACGAUGAUCCAUGGAACCAAACAUCUGCGGACAACCCCGAAUGGCUGAAUCUAUUCAAGAAGGCCCAUGGCAUCAACUGCCAAACCCCAGUAAAGAACAUCAACGGAGAACACGAAAUAUUCGAAGACCUCGGCAUCAACUACGGCUCCGCAUUAGAUCCAAGCUUCGACGUGAGCAACUUCGCCUGCACCUCGAUGUCGCAGAACGAUCCUUUGCGCGCCCUAUCUUACGAAUUCGCGCUAUCUGGCUCGGUAGGCGCCGUCCAAGGACAUGCGCGACAACUCUCCUCGGGUCGCCAAACACCCUACAGCGUACCAGGACUAACCGGAUCGCCUACAUCACCAGCAUCGUACGCUCCCAUCACAACGACUUCGAGCGCAGACAACUUGCUAGGUUUCUGUGAGCCCAUCUCAGAACUCGCGUGCACAGGAGCCGGUACUUGUCUCGGCGAGCAAGGCGAGAUCGGCUUCUCGAUCAAGACUGCUGGGUUACCGAAGAGGAGGUACUGGCUCGAUGAUUCGACUGCGCAUCUGAUGCCGUUCACAUCCAGCGCUAGCGAACAGCCCACGGUUGACGGUUUGACUACGGGUGGGCCUACUGUCGACGACUUCCAAUUCCCAUCGUGGGAUCAACUGCCAGAGGAUUUUCAGAACCCAACGAGCAGCGCGGACUUUGAUUCUACUAUUCCUAUCACGACCACUGGUGUUAGUAUGGCGGCUGUUGAGGGUACUGAUGCGAUGCCCUGGGAUGAUAUGGACUUUGCUAUGGAUUUGGAUACGGAUAUGGAUAUGGGUCUUAACCAGGUAUGA